Poeciliopsis prolifica (blackstripe livebearer) is the source of this 4100-nucleotide messenger RNA. It is a transcript of the gene syn2a, whose product is annotated as synapsin IIa. Gene Ontology annotation, biological process: neurotransmitter secretion. Bases 211 to 1614 code for a protein of 467 amino acids. The record is from RefSeq and is a predicted model, not a curated record. Lineage: Eukaryota; Metazoa; Chordata; Actinopteri; Cyprinodontiformes; Poeciliidae. The transcript is spliced from 11 exons. Gene Ontology annotation, molecular function: ATP binding. Gene Ontology annotation, cellular component: synaptic vesicle membrane; synaptic vesicle.
GAAAGCACAGGGUGAGGGGAUUGGCUGCUGGAAGCUGUAGCGUCACUGCCAGUGAGGGAGAGCUUGGAGGAUGCUCAGCAAAGCUGGGAGGUACUACAUUCGUUAGGAGUUUGUACAGAGACCCCAGCCUCCAUCCGCUACACACUCACAGUCAGGAGAAACCUGCAGGAUAAAUUUCCACACCCGGCUCUUGUUUACUCCGCUCCAGCCAUGAAUUACCUGCGCCGGCGUCUCUCGGACAGCACCUUCAUUUCAAACCUGCCCAACGGCUACAUGACAGACCUUCAGAGGCCUGACCCUGCUCAGCCUCCUCCACCUGCUUCCUCCACCCCUGCCAAGUCUCCAACAAGCGGGCCGACACCUCCAGCCGUUUCCCCUGCUCCUGAGAGGAAGCCUCAGACGUCUCAGUCGACCGGCGCUGGCUUCUUCAGCUCCAUCACAAAUGUUGUAAAGCAGACAGCUGCCUCAGCAGGGCUCGUGGAGCAGACCCAAGUCACGACACCCAAGAAGUUUAAGAUUCUGCUUGUGAUCGAUGAACCCCAGCAGGAGUGGGCGAAAUUAUUGAAAGGAAAGAAGGUUCACGGGGAUUAUGAUAUCAAAGUGGAACAGGCUGAAUUCAGUGAGAUGAAUGUUGUUGCCCAUGCCAGCGGUACAUGCAGCGUGAACAUGCAAGUCCUCAGAAAUGGCACCAAGGUUGUCAGGUCCUUCAAGCCAGACUUUGUUCUCAUUCGCCAGCAUGCCUUCAGUAUGACCCAGAAUGAAGAUUUUCGCAACCUGAUCAUCGGUCUGCAGUAUGGGGGUGUUCCAAGCAUUAACUCCUUGGAAUCCAUCUACAACCUCUGCGACAAGCCGUGGGCAUUUGCUCAGCUAAUCAACACCUACAGGAAGUUGGGACCUGAGAAGUUCCCCCUCAUUGAACAGACUUUUUAUCCCAACUAUAAGGAGAUGGUGAGCAUGCCCUCAUUUCCUGUUGUUGUAAAGAUUGGACACGCUCACUCUGGGAUGGGAAAGGUGAAAGUGGACAACCACAGUAAGUUCCAGGAUAUAGCCAGCGUCGUGGCUCUUACUCAGACCUACACCACCACAGAGCCUCUCAUUGAUUCCAAAUAUGACAUCAGAAUCCAGAAGAUUGGUGCUGACUACAAAGCUUACAUGAGAACAUCUAUAUCUGGAAACUGGAAGACAAACACAGGCUCUGCAAUGCUUGAGCAGGUCGCCAUGACUGACAGGUACAAGCUAUGGGUGGACACUUGCUGCGAGAUCUUUGGGGGUUUGGACAUUUGUGCAAUUAAAGCUAUCCAUGGGAAAGAUGGCAAAGAUUAUAUCACAGAGGUGGUUGGUUCCUCCAUGCCGCUGGUUGGAGAACACCAGGCUGAAGACCGGCAGCUCAUUGCAGACUUAGUGUUGGCAAAAAUGAACCAGUUAGCUGAGAGAGAAGCUAAUGCUCCCCAGAGACCCACAACCAUACAACCGUCCCAGGGAACUGGCCAAAAAGGAGAGAUUACUGGCGAACUCACUAAGAACGGUGCUGGGCGUCCACCUCAAGGUUGCCUGCAGUACAUUCUCGACUGUAAUGGCGUUGCAGUGGGUCCAAAACCAGUCCAGGCCAACUGAAACCUGCAGAGGGAAAUGUUCUCUCAGCGUCUGGAUGGAUGGCGGUGUGCCCCCUAGCUGCGCAGACGUGUCGGUGAAUGCUGGCAGCUAGAAUCAGAUCUGGUUGGUGUGAGCUCUCGGUGCAACUGCGAGUAGGCCUGGACUGUGUUUUUUCUUAACUCUAUGCAGUGUCAACAUGUACUGUCUACCUGUCCACCUGUUGGUUUGUGUGCUUGUAUUGGCCACUUGUGUUUCAGCAGCCGUGUGUUUUCUGAAUUUCUUUGAGCCUGUUGUUGAUGAUAUAAAAUGAAAAUUGUGCCUACACUGAGUUCAGUGCUGCUCUGUGCUAACUUUCUAACCCGGCUAUGAAGCUUUUAUUUCCCCCUAACAAUGUGUCUUCAGCUUAUUUUGCAUAAUUUGGUGUGUCCCUCUAGUUAUUAUUCAAACUGUGGGUAACCAUAGAGUUUGAACUUGUAUAUCUUAAUAUGUAUAAGAUAAAUGUGUGUGUAUGGUUGUAGUGGUGAAUAUUUUUGUACUUCUACUGAUAGAUAUUUAUUUUUAUUUGUUUGCAUGACUGACACAAAGACAGGUGCAAGUCUUAAACGUCUGAUGAUGUGGGAUGUUUUAUCUAACAUGGCUGUUAAAUCGCUGUGUAUAACUAAGGUGUGUUUCCUGUGAUUCCACAUUGUGAAUGUGUAUGUAACAGCAGAUACAUAUUAAGAGAUUCAUGCAGUAUUUUUAUUUUAUUCAAAUCAAUAUUUCCUCAUAGAGUGCUAUCCCUAGAAAUUAGAUUAUUUAGUGGUAGAAUAUAAAUUGAUGCCCAUGUAAUAAAAACUAAAGGUCUAUUGCAGAUUUUAUAAUGUAGAAAGAUUCUAAACUCAGAACUUCACUGUAAUUGUUGAAUUUUGAACCAAAGAAUAUAGUAUUUAGUGUUAGUCUUUGCACUCCAGAAAUUAUCAGUGUAAAUAAGAGUAAGCGGACUGUUAAUCCUGCUUGUGGGCGGUGCAGAUUAAUGGACUAACAGUGGUACAAGCCAAUAGUUAUCCUUUCUAAACCCCUUGUUUCAGAUGUGAUUAAGUAUCAAAGCUCUGUUUCUGUUGUUUGGAGGCAAAAAUUAUUUCUGAUAAUCAAAAGGUGUGUCAUGUGUGAAUAUUCAUCUGAAAUAUUUUAAAUAUAAAGUCCUGCUUACACCAUUCACUUUAUAGAAGCUUCUGAAGAGGCCUUUUUUGUUGCAACAAUCAUUGUUCUGAGGUCUAGUGUUGCCUUAUCUGGCACUGCUGUGCUCAGAUUACUGCCAUUGCUGGGAGUUGAUGGAAAGUGCAAUAUGAAAUCUUAUUUGUUUCGACUCAGUAUGCUUACAGGUGCAUCUCAGUUUGUUAGAAUAUUGUCAGAAAUUACCCUUUUUUUAUCCGAUUCAAAACAGAAACUCCAAUAUUAUCAAUGUGUUCUUCAUUCACUCAAAUUUUCAUGGCUAAAGAUAUGAAGGUAUCUACUCCAAAACAUAAAAUAUAACCUGAUAUGCUACGUUACUGCUAUGUCACGGCAUAGAGAAUUGUGGUGGAGAAGGCUGAAUUAUCCAGUAAGUCACAAGUGAUCAUUGCUAAAUAAGCUGUCUGUUCAAAGACUGCUAAAUACCAACAUCGUGAAGGAAAGUUGAGUGGAAGGAAAACAUUUUGUGCAAGCAACAAUGACAACUGGAAUCAUUGAGUUUGUUGAGAAGGUCAUUUAAGAGAUUGGGGACAACUCAUAAGGUGAAGUCUGCAGCUGGAGUCAGUGAAAUCAAGAACAACCACCAAUAGAUUAACAAGAAGUAAAAUGUUUCUGGGUUUAAAGUUGUAUAAAAAAUACUACACUGUCGGAAUGAAAUACUGAAUAAAUCAGACAACUGAUUAUAUUUAAAUUUAUUGAGAUGCAAAUGUAUACAUAAAAUCAGAUCUUCCAUUUAAAUAUUUUUUCAAAAAGCGAUAAUCACCCACAGCCCGAGUAGUUCUUUUUACCGAGUGGCUUUUUGUUCUACUGUCUUUAUGUGCUGUUGUCCAGUGGUUUACUUCAGAAGGCCAUCUCCUUUAUCCAAUAUCCUAAAUGGUGAAAAACAAAAAAAAUGUAAAAAAAAAACAAGAAUCUUUUCAGCAAGUUUUGUGUGCAGUUCUUUUUCUCAGCUGUGAUAAGUGCCAUUGUUUUAUCUGUGACUGUAUCCCUGUAGAAAGCCAUGCCUGAGGCUUUAUGGACGUGUUGUUCCGUUUAUUAGGAAAUAUGCCAUGACAUUGACCAGCGGAGAGUCACAAGUCUGUGACGGCUACGUUGUUCGGCCUCAGUUUGGAAACUAAAUACAUCUGAGCUUUGUCAUUUGGCCUUUGUGUUGAGGUGAUACUUCUGGCUGCAGAUUGAAACUGCAACUGAGGCAGCAACUUUGAGAAGCAGAGUUAAGCUGUAAAAACCCAGAUCUGGAAAAAUACAAUAAUGUGUGAACUCUUUAUGUCACUGGCAAUAAAGCUUCCUUUGCAAUA